This is a messenger RNA of Camelina sativa (false flax), 575 nucleotides long. RefSeq lists its product as uncharacterized. Gene Ontology annotation, cellular component: cytoplasmic dynein complex. Gene Ontology annotation, molecular function: dynein intermediate chain binding. Lineage: Eukaryota; Viridiplantae; Streptophyta; Magnoliopsida; Brassicales; Brassicaceae. The record is from RefSeq and is a predicted model, not a curated record. Gene Ontology annotation, biological process: microtubule-based process.
CUCAUUCACUUGGUUCUCUUAUAUUCCUCGAGUUAAUUUAUUGUUUUUUCUUACAAGAAAUCAAAAAGGAUGUUAGAAGGGAAGGCAGUAAUGGGCGAGACAGAUAUGAGGCAAACAAUGAAGGAAGACGCUCUCAGCUUGGCCUCCAAAGCCCUUGAUUGCUUUGAUGUCACCGAACCCACUCAGAUUGCCAGUUUCAUCAAGAAGGAUUUUGAUAGAAUAUACGGAUCAGGAUGGCAAUGCGUUGUUGGGACGCAUUUUGGAUCGUUUGUGACUCAUUGCAGUGGCUGCUUCAUCCAUUUCUCCGUUGGCAGCCUUACCAUUUUGCUUUUUAAGGGAUCAGCCGGUGAACCAGCGUCCCGGACCAACGAUCUAGCUAGUUUAGACAAUCUUGUAAAAUAGUCAAGUCUUCAUAUAGUGCUUCACUGCUAUUUCAAGAUUGACCGUUAUGAAUGUUUUGAAAGACAAGAUUAUAUUGCCUAGAGAUAUGAUUUAGCGCUUUUAAUUCUUACCAUCCGGUUAGCUUGUAACUAUUUUUCUCUGCCGUUAGUUUGAAUAAUGUGAAAUUUACAUGA